CAAUUUAUUUUCAUAAUGAUCAAAUUGUUUGUUUUUUUAAAUGUUAAUUACUUAAUUUUUAUUUUCAGGCAUAUUGGACUGCUUGAAGAUCUAGGAAAGCUCUGGGGACAUUUGAAGGAAGGAUACGGGAGACUAAUCAGCUUCUACUGCAAGUUGUUAGUGACGAAGUUAAAGUUUCACAGCAAGUAUCAGCUUUUCCCCGGCAGCUUAGCAGUAGAGAAGGAACAGCUUCUCAAGGCUGGAAAUAAUGAUGCUGGAAGCUUCUACGAGAUGUGUAUAGAAUUUUUAGAUUACUUAGAGGACAUUUUAAACUUGGAAAAAGCUGUUUUUGAUAGUUUAGAUAUGUCUAAAGCUAACAGUAUGACUAGUUCUGGCCAAUGUAGAUUGGGACCUCUUAUAGCUUGUAUUCAGGACAGUGUACACUUGUACGAUUAUUCUGUCAAGAUAAUUUUCCUUCUUCAUCAGCAUUUACCACCAGAUACAUUGGCCGGUCAUACUUCCAGGUUUCUCAACCUUUUUAUUCGACUGAGGAAGUUUUACUACAACUGCAGUAAUCUUCAAUAUUUUAAAAACUUAGUUCAGGUACCUGGGUUACCUGACGAACCCCCGAACUUCCUUGUUGCCGCCAACCUCCGAGAUCACGUGACUCCGGUGGCGGUGGUGCCAGAGCAGACGGAGGAGCAGGAGAUGGAACAAUCCAGCACAUUCUCAGCUGUGGACGAACGUGACAGGUUGGAUCAAUACUGGGGAAAGCUAGGCGGGAUAGGUCCGGCAGUGGAUCAGGUAUUGGGACGGCAUAUUGGACUGCUUGAAGAUCUAGGAAAGCUCUGGGGACAUUUGAAGGAAGGAUACGGGAGACUAAUCAGCUUCUACUGCAAGUUGUUAGGAGAACGUGUUUGUAGGGAUGCUGAAGAUGCUCUGAAGAAGCUGGAUGGAACUGAGAUCUGUGGACGACGAGCCAGGGUAGAGAUGGCGAAAGCGAGAGAUGACAAGAAAUAUGCCUUGGAGGGAGGAAGAGGGGGUCGGGGAGGAGCUCCUGCUAUGGGCGGUAGGGGCGGAGGAAGGGAUUAUCAGGCCGGAACCAGGGGCGGACGAGAUGAAAGGGGUGGGAGGGACGACCGGGGUGGAAGAGAUUAUAGAGGAGGCAGGGACGACCGUGGUGGAAGAGAUGACCGAGGACGACAUGAUGAUCGACGUGGCGGUGGAAGGGAGAAUUACAGAGAUCGUUCAAGGGAUCACCGGGAUAAAGAUGAUUACAAAGGUAGCAGCAGGGACAGGGAUGAGAGGCAUAGCAGUUCUCGUAGCAGAGACGACUAUAGAGGUAGUAGAGACAGGGACGACAGGGAGAGGAGUCAGAGUUCUCGGAGUCGGGACGAAUAUCGUAAAGAUGAUCGUUAUGGCAGAAAUGAUCGAGAUGAUUACAGGAAUGGAGACUACAGAGGAGGGCGUGAUCUUGAAAAGGAGCAGUUUGAACGAGAACAAUUAAACGCGAUCACAAAAGCUCUCAGUAUCCUUGAGUAUCCCAUGAAAGAGAAACAUGUGAGAACUAUUAUUAUCGGAACCUUUAAACAGAGAAGCUCCACAUUCCUUUGGAAUCUGGUCUCCAGCAGUCGGAGGCAGCUCGGUCAGAUCAAUCAGCACUCCGAGACUUGGAUAAGAGGAGGUGAGCUCACAUUUACAUGCUCAGGAAGAUGGUCAGGAAGAAUCACGAUGGAUGAGAAGAGAAGGGUUGAGGGAAGUCUUUCUGAAGCCCAGGAUCGAAUAUCUUAUGAACAAUCAAAUGGAGCUAGGUUAGCUGCUGAAGUAGGAGCAGCACAGGCUGAACUAGCUGCUCUAACUGCUAUGGUUCGAGAACAGCAACAAAUGCAAGAACAGGAUAAAAACAGAGGCUUGGAGGAGAAAUUUAAUAAACUGAAGGAAGUGUAUCAGAAGCUUCGCGAAGAGCAUAUAUCUCUGCUCAGAAAGAAAGCUGAAGUAGAAAAGCAGCUUGCAAGCAGCAAUAUCUCCAGGGAGGAUGCAACGGCAGCUCGAGUUAAAAUGGAGAAAACUCUUCAGGAAGUGUUAGAAAAGAUGAGUGCAGCAAAAUCCGAGCUAUCAGAUAGUAAACAGGAGCAGGACAUUCAGAUACAUAACAUGCAGGCCAGCAUAGCUAGCUUACAGAGUAAGCUGGUCAGCACUGAGGAGGAGAAUAUAAAAAGGGAUGGAUUGAUGAGAGAGAAUGAAAGGAAGCUGUUGGAGAAGGAAGUAGAGGUUUCAGAUCUAAGAGUUAAACUCUCGGAUGCUGAGCAGAACAAGCAUAAUCUAGAAGAGGAAAUCCUUGAUUUAAGCAGUAAACUGAAAACUGUUGGUAUAUCCAGCUCCGAACUAUCAGCUCGUAUUAAUGAACUGGAGAAGAUAUCUAGUGAUGCGAGUAAUCAAAUUCUAACUCUGACAGAGGAGUCUCAAACAAACAGGAGAAAAACUGAUGAUUGUUUUGAAUCCGCUGUUGCUACAGCAACAUCAAUGUUGGAGAAUGUACGGAGUGUAGAGGAUAUUGAUAGUAUAUCUUGCUCAGUACAAACGUUAAACUGUGUGUGUACGCGUGCCUGUGAUAUGAUUAUAGAAAACUGGCCGAACCAGACAAAUCUUCAGAUAAGUGUUAUUAAUCGAUUGUGCCAUGGUCUGUGUCUAGCCUGGGGUUUAAGUCGAGGAGUUGCAAACACGUGUCCUGACUUUGAACUAUCAUCCAGUUUGAUGGAUACCGCUGACAGAGCUAGAAGCGAGGGAAUUAAGUUCUUUGGAGGUCUUAACAUAUCUUCAAACCCAGCAGUAGUACAGGAUAAUUUGGAACUAUUGAAGUCCCUGCUUGAGAUGCUUGUAGAGCAGAGCAACAAGAUCGGAAACGCUAUCGGCGAAGAAACUGAUCUAGCUGUGCUCGUGGCUCAGGAGAUUUCUGCCAUGGAUUCCGCCAUAGACGAGGCUGCGCGUAAAAUGGAAGAGCUUCUAGCAGCGAGCCGGGCAAAUGAUUCUGGUCAAAAGCUUGAAGUUAAUGAGAAGAUUAUUGAUUCCUGCACCAGCCUUGUUCAAGCAAUCAGAGAGCUCGUGAAGAAGAGUAAAAUCCUUCAGAAGGAAAUAGUUGAAGAGAGUGUAAAGGGAGGGUCAGAUAAGGAUUUCUACAGGAAGAAUUCCAGGUGGACGGAAGGUUUAAUCUCUGCAGCUAAAGCUGUCGGGCUGGGCGCAAAACUUCUGGUGGAUGCCGCGGACAAGGUUGUUCUUGGAAGUGGAAGGUUUGAAGAAAUUAUGGCAGCUAGUCAGGAUAUUGCUGCUAGCACCGCUCAGCUAGUCAUAGCCAGUAGAGUUAAGGCAAGGGAGGGGUCUACUAGCUUUGGUCAGCUGAGGGAGGCUAGCAAGGUUGUUACGCGAGCAACCGGCACCGUGGUGGCUACUGCUAAAUCUUGUGCAACGCAAUCGGAAGAGGCUGAGCUUCUUGAUUUCUCUAGUUUAUCUGCUCAUCAAACCAAGACGCUAGAGAUGGAGGCUCAGGUUCAUCUCCUCAAACUAGAGAGAGAGGUUGAAUUGGCUAGAACCAAGCUUGGAGCGCUGAGGAAAAGUUUAUAUAAGGAGUCGACUGCUUAAACUAAUUAAAUAUUAGUUAAGCUGCACUUAAGAAAUUUAGCUACAAUAGCUAGUUAAGCCGACGUUAGGUGGAUAG
Eurytemora carolleeae is the source of this 3691-nucleotide messenger RNA. RefSeq names its product huntingtin-interacting protein 1. The record is from RefSeq and is a predicted model, not a curated record. Gene Ontology annotation, biological process: endocytosis; clathrin coat assembly; actin filament organization. Gene Ontology annotation, molecular function: phosphatidylinositol-3,5-bisphosphate binding; clathrin-cargo adaptor activity; actin filament binding. NCBI's taxonomy places the organism in Eukaryota, Metazoa, Arthropoda, Copepoda, Calanoida, Temoridae. The coding region runs from base 16 to 3615 and encodes 1199 amino acids. The transcript is spliced from 36 exons. Gene Ontology annotation, cellular component: actin cortical patch; clathrin-coated vesicle.